CAGAGUUCGGCGUAGCGGUGUUAUGAAGCGAGUCCAAUCGAAACACAUAUUUCUUGUGGCCAAGAAUGUCCUGGAGAUUUGCUUGACAGUCCAGUGAAGGCUUUCUGGAUUCCAAAUUUGGUCAUUUUCCACCAGUGUAACCAAAACAUUGCGAUGAGGUAUCUUUAAACAACACUGAAUCAACGCAGCCUCUGCCAAGAACCACAUUAAAAACACUCGUGGGACCUCUGCUUAUUUAUCGUAAGAGAAGCAGGAACCCGAGUGCCCUUUUCUUCUACUCACAAUGGCUAAAGGAAGCGCCUUCAUGAGAAGACUAUGCAUCGUUCUUAAUAUUCUGCUCGGGUUCUUAGGGGUGGUCUUGCUACUGGUCGGGAUAGUGGCAAGCACUUUUAAGAUCGAACCACUGACAAGUGGUUAUUACUGGCAAUAUGGGACUCAGAGUGUGCUCUUCAGCAUCGGAUUUGGAUUGGCUACCAUCCUGCUCUCCAUCCUAGGAGUGUAUGGAGCAUACCAGGAACAUGUCUUAGCUCUCCUUUUGUACAGCAUUUUCAUGUCUAUUGAAUUCAUCGCUCUCUUGGCCCUGACAAUCAUAGCCAUCCUUGCACAACCACAGGUGGAGAAGAAAAUUGAAGAUAGUUUUGGAAACAUGACUUCGCUUUAUAAUACGGAUGAAGUCUUCCAUCGCGAGCUCAACAAACUACAACAGGAGGCUGAAUGCUGUGGUCUGUUAUAUUACACAGACUGGAAAGAUCAGAUACCUCCUUCAUGUGACUGUCCUCAAAACUACUCAGACAAAGAAGCCAGAUGUGUAAAAGUCAAUGUCAAUGUGCAAAAUUAUCGGAGCAGUGAGUUGAACAAAAAAGCAGAAUCUGACUUGAUGACGGCUCAGACUCCAAUGCGUUACGUUCAUAAGAUGCAUUGCGGUCCGAUCUUAAUGAGACAUUUGAAGAAUGCCUUGAGGAUCAUGCUUGGAAUAGUCUUUACUUUAGCAACUGUUAUGCUGGCUGCUGUGAUUGUGGCCCUGCUCCUGUGGAAUAAAAUCAACAUGCGCUCGUCAGUCGCAGGCAUCUCAAACGACGACGACAGAACGAAGUAUGAACUUCAGCCACACAAAAUGGCCUGAAUAACCUCAACAAGACGUCUUUCCUCAGCGUCUGUGUUUUCAGUAAUGUAUCACGUUAUCACGUAUUAUCCGCAGGUUCAUUCAAACCUCAUGUUCUAUUCGCUAGCAACAGAUGCCUCAUGCUGUAUCUACUGGUUUUUUUUUUUUUUUCUCUCUUUUAUGUCUUUACAAGCUGGAAAUCCUCAUAACAGCAGGUGCAAAUCAGCCAGGAAGGAAAAUAAGGUGAUGUCUAGAAUAUGUGUGAUACAUUUAAAUUGAUUUUGAAGGUUAAUCAGAAAUAUUGAGCAAAUAAUUUAGAAUUGUUCCAAAUUUUCAACAUGUCACCUUAUACAGAAGAAUAGAACAUAAAGUUAAAGGGGAAGUGGAUAAGGACGUGUUUGUCUUUAGUCAUACUGGGAGACAAUGUUUUAAUAUUUAAGGUAAUUAGUGUUAUUUCUGUAAUUAGUGGCACAUGAGUUUCUUUACCAGAAGAAUGAAUGAACUUGGGAAUGGUAAACCGCCUUAAUGGGAAUUAUAGAAAGAUUAUUAUUUUUAAAAAUAAUAAAAAGUUUAUUGAUCAAUAUUUUAAAACAGUAUAACUCCCUUUCCUGAGACAGGUUAAAUAUAUGUUUACAUUGAAAUCUUUCCCCUGUCUCUGUGAUUCUGGUCCUUAUCCAUCAUUGGGUAUUUACGUGUUGAUGUUAUUUCUGGUGCAAAUCACAAACAUAAUCCCUAAGAGACAGAAUCACUUAACACUACUAUAAACAAAAGAGCUAAAGUUUCUCGGUCUUAUUAAACAUUUUUGAGCAAAAAUCUAACCAGCUUGGCUUAGCUAAUGUACGUAGCAAAAGGCAUGUUAAACUUGAUGGCUUUGAUGGAGGAUGGCAGCAUAGCAUGAAAAUUGUAGCCUUGUUACCUGAACCGUUUGAGGCGAAUGACACAGUUGAGGAGACAAACUGAAGGAUUAAAGCGCUGCUGCACUGGCCUCACUAUGAGUAAAAUGUCAAAUGGUAUUGUGGGUAAUCUAGACAACUGUUAACCAACAUUAGAAAGACAGUUUUAGAAUUAAAUACUAAAAUAAAUCAGAUCAGGAAUAAAUUCAUAGAGUCCUCAGUCUGAUUAUUAAUAGAGUCUGAUUUCUAGAACAACAUCCACAUAAUUGAAUUCAUUCAUUACAGAAUAUAACCUUUUUAGACAACACAAAUAAAAUACAGCUCAUUUAAAAACAUACAAAUGUCAUGUAUUUAGACAACAGGGGAAAAUCUUUUUCUGGAAAAAACAAAUUAGUUAAAAUGAUUAUAUCAGCAAAACUAUAAAAUAAAUCCUAUGAUUUAUUAGUAAAUCUUAACUUCAUUGGCUUAAAGUUUUGCAAAAUAUUCUAUUGAUAUUCUCUAAAAUAUAAUUUGUCUAUUUUCUGUUAGUAUUAGUAAUUAAAGUAAAUAAGUAAGAAAGUAAUUGUUUAAGGAAAAUCCAUUAUUUAAAGAAAGCAUAUUAUUUAUUUAUUUAUUCUACAAUACAGAUUCAGUUACGUGAAAUGUUUUAAACAGUCUGAAAAAGAAAUUCUAAUAUAAUGCUUAUGUUUCAAGUCUUCGUCCUUCACAACGGUUCAAAAUGUUUGUUCAUAAAUCAUGGAAAAUCUGCUCAUUAUCUAGCAAAUAACAUGUACCAAGGACCAUUUUGGAUACUUUGGCCAAAUAUGGAAACAGAUCAGCUGGAAGGAAUGUUGUCUGUGGGAUCAGCUGGACAGGAAAGUAAAGUGUGACGUUAUUAGGUUUAAACGUUUACUUUAAAGAGGACAGGCUGUAGAGUAGAAAUCGGCUUUGUGAUUACUGUUACGAAGUGUUUUUCAAUUAGAUGCUACUUUCUACUGUUUAGGAUAUAUGAGAGCUACUAUUCAGAAAAAUAUAUAAAACAGCUGCUGUCGCUCUUCUGUUUUAAUUACUGACCUUCGAGGGAGAACAUUACUGAUGUUAACUUUUACAUAUACAGUAUAUAUGAAUACUUUGAGAUACUUUUGAGAGAGAUGAGCUAAAGGUUGUGCUUUUUGUCUGCUGAUGUAUUCUGUUCAGCUGCAGUGUAAAGGAUCUGCACCAAAGGGCACAAUAUUGUACAAUUUGUAUGUACUGUACUGUAUCUAGCACCUUUUUUUUUUUUAAAUAGAGCAUAUUAUAUUAAGUUGCUUGCAGUAUAUGAAAAGUAAACCCAUGUGAGCUGUGGUAGUGGUUCAUUAAUCAACCUACUCAUAGAGAGGUCUGUUGUAUUCAUUUGCUUAUCAUAGGAGAUGAAAUUAUCCAGACAUCCAAAGAACAGUAGAGUGACUGCUAUCCAUCCCUCCAGGAGAUUUUUUUUUUGUGAUUGUUGCAGCCAAAAUUGCUUGAAUUUGCAGCAGCUUUUUAAAAAAAGAGUUUUUUUGUGCUUUUUGAAUUGCUUUUGUUCAAUACAAAAGUAUUCAAAAGUAUACUUUUAUGACUUUUAUACUUUUAUUAAACUACUUGAAUUGGUGAAAUCACAAAUACAGGUUUCUUCUUUUAAACUCCCAGUGAGAUACAUCUGUAAUGACUUUCUGUGAGAGCUGUGCUCAUGUCCACACACGUGAAUGGGAGAGGGAUUUGGAUGAACGUGUGUUGUAACGUCACACAACGCCUCUUGGUUCAAAUCUGCAGAAAAUCUGCAUCAUUUUGAAAAAUCACAAAAUCCUCAAAAUAUCCUGAAGUUUGCUUGAUUUUGUGUUAAUUUCACAAAAUCACACAGUCCUGGAGGGACUGUUUAUCACCCCAAUGUUUUUUUUUUUACUUUAUUUCCACAGGUAUUUGCCAAAAACUGGUGGUCAUGGUUAAUAUUCUUGUUAUAUGUUAUAUUAUAUCAUGACUUGAAAAAAUAAAGGUAUUAAUGAAUAUGGA
Hemibagrus wyckioides is the source of this 4002-nucleotide messenger RNA. RefSeq names its product CD63 antigen-like. The coding region runs from base 284 to 1123 and encodes 279 amino acids. The record is from RefSeq and is a predicted model, not a curated record. Gene Ontology annotation, cellular component: membrane. Lineage: Eukaryota; Metazoa; Chordata; Actinopteri; Siluriformes; Bagridae. The transcript is spliced from 9 exons.